Messenger RNA from Alnus glutinosa, 1928 nucleotides. Its product is annotated as rab GTPase-activating protein 22-like. Gene Ontology annotation, molecular function: GTPase activator activity. The record is from RefSeq and is a predicted model, not a curated record. The transcript is spliced from 12 exons. NCBI's taxonomy places the organism in Eukaryota, Viridiplantae, Streptophyta, Magnoliopsida, Fagales, Betulaceae. Bases 194 to 1543 code for a protein of 449 amino acids. Gene Ontology annotation, biological process: activation of GTPase activity.
ACAUUAUUCUUAGCGUCCCUUGCGGUCCUUUUCUCUCUCUCUCUCUCUCUCUCGCGCUCAGAUUUCUUGUCGAAGAACCUUCAAGUUCAUGGAACGACGUUUGUAACAUCUGCAAAAUCUAUUCCAAUCUUUCAGAGUCUGAGUGAAGGGGAAAAUUAAACUGAGUAGCCAGCAAAUUCAUAAAACAAUUUAGAUGCUUGGUUGUGAGGGAUUGGGAGGGAUUCUUAGGAAGAAAGCUGGGACUAGUGAGUUGGAUGUGUUCUAUCCAAUUACAUCAGAAUGCCACGCUGACGUCCCAAAGACCCGUUUUAAGUUGAGGGCUGGGAAAACCCUUAGCGCAAGAAGAUGGCAUGCCGCAUUCUCUCAAGAUGGGCAUUUGGAUAUAGAGAAAGUGCUUAGAAGGAUUCAACGAGGGGGUGUUCAUCCUUCAAUCAAAGCGGUAGUCUGGGAGUUCUUGUUAGGUUGCUUUGAUCCUAACAGCACAUUCGAAGAACGGAGUCAGCUCAGGGAACGGCGUAGGGAGCAGUAUGGGACAUGGAAAGCUGAAUGUCAAAAGAUGGUUCCAGCUAUUGGUAGUGGAAAGAUUAUUACAGCACCUAUCAUAAGUGAUGGUGGCCAAACAAAAGAAGAGUCUUCGACAAACGGUGAUUUGCAGGAUAAAAAUGGAGUUAUGUCUACACACCUAGAUUCUUCUUUGGAUUGUGAUGGGCAUGUGAAUAAUGCUGUCUCAGACAGUGAAGUGAUUCAGUGGAAACGUACCUUGCUUCAAAUUGGCCUGGACGUUGUUCGAACAGAUCGAGUGCUUGUCUUUUAUGAGAGUGAAACUAAUCAGGCAAAACUUUGGGAUGUUCUUGCUGUUUAUGCUUGGGUGGACAAUGAUAUUGGUUAUAUUCAAGGAAUGAGUGAUAUUUGCUCACCAAUGGUAAUUCUUCUUGAAAACGAGGCAGAUGCCUUCUGGUGUUUCGAGCAUGCAAUGCGAAGGCUGAGAGAAAACUUUAGAUGCAGUGCAAGUUCCAUAGGAGUGCAAGCUCAGCUGAGUACACUCUCACAGAUAAUCAAAGUCAUUGAUCCAAAGCUUCAUCAACACCUUGAGGAUCUAGAUGGUGGGGAAUAUUUGUUUGCAUUUCGCAUGCUGAUGGUACUUUUCAGGAGAGAAUUUUCCUUUGUGGACACAUUGUAUCUUUGGGAGCUGAUAUGGGCCAUGGAAUACAACCCAAACAUCUUCACAUCAUAUGAAGGGCCAAGAGAUGCUGUGGAUGGUGGUUUUGCACCCAAAAUAAAUCACAAACUGCUGAAGCAAUAUGGAAAAUUCGAGAGGAAGAUCGUAACGACUGGACGGAGAGACCAACACAGUGCACUUGCUGUUUUUCUUGUUGCAAGUAUUCUUGAGACCAAGAAGAAGCGACUUCGAAAGAAAGCUAAGGGUUUGGACGAUGUUGUCAGGAUCUUGGGUGACAUAACUGGAAAUCUGGAUGCUAAAAAAGCAUGUAAGGACGCAUUAAAGAUUCACAAAAAGUAUUUGAGCAAGACCAACAAGUCAUAAAUAAAGUUAGUGAUCAUCAAUCAACUCCCUACCUCAGCGGCAUUGGCAGAGGGUUCACUUUGCAGAGGAUUUAACUUGAUUUUUUUUUUGUAGAGUUUCGUUCGGCCAUAGUAACUCUCUCAUGUUGAUGCCAAGUUUGGAAAUUCAAAGUUAGUAUUUGGUGGUAGGCUUUGUGCUCAAGAUGUUGAUAUGAUAUACUUCUGCAGCAUCAUGGUUUUAGCAGUUUUACUUGAGAGCCAUAAACUCUUCUUUUCUGCCCAAGAUGAUAUGAUAUUGUAUGCAAAGCUAUUGAAACAUAAAUCAAAAUUUGGGCAAAUUUACCCAAAUCUUAAAGGCCCAGAUGCAUUUUCUAAGACAAAUAUUAUUUCUUCCAUUUAAGUUUACA